AUGCAAGUUCGUCUCCUACGGUUGAAAAAGGUUCUUUGGGUAUUGGCGUGUAUAAUAAACUUAUAUGGCUUCGGAUCCAGUGCGGCAUUUAUUUACCUCAUGUAUGAAAAUUCGUUCAAAUACUACCAUAGCGAUGCUAAAACAAUAUUAAUUGUUUUCGCAUUUACAGAAAUAUUAAUUCGCUUUAUGAUUGUGGUAAAGAUUCAUAAGUAUGAUGAAAAGUGGAGAAAGGAUCAUAUUUUGAUUUUUGUAGUCAAGGAAAAAUAUUAUUUUUUGAGAGAAACCUGGGGAACAGACGGAACUCAGAACGAGAAACAGAAUGAACAGAAGUUUAAAUUUGAAACCAUCGGAUUGUUGGCUAAUUUUUAUGCAAUCGUGCAGCUCUUCUUGUUGUCUGUCCUUUUUUUUCAAAACAUCAAUGACUUUCAAGACGACGAUCAAAGUAAGCUUAACAAAGCAAGUCAAUUCAUUGAGACUGAAUAUGACCAAUUAGAUAGGUUCAUCAGUAGCCUUUUAGUCACGAUGUGUAUUGUAAUAAUCGGCGAUUUUUGUGAAAUGUUUUGGGAUUUAAUACUAAAACCAGUAUGUAAGGAAGUUGCUGUUGCGGUUGUUAAACUACUGUAUCUUUAG
This is a messenger RNA of Ambispora leptoticha, 630 nucleotides long. The record is from the annotation of a GenBank genome assembly. NCBI's taxonomy places the organism in Eukaryota, Fungi, Glomeromycota, Glomeromycetes, Archaeosporales, Ambisporaceae.